CACAAAAACGUAAUUCCACCACAUUCACGGUACUUUCAGGGCGUUUUUAUUAUUAGUUGUUGUGGUAAACGUACAAUUAUGUGUUCAGACGUUUCAGACCCUGUGGAGUUGUGAACAGAGAUGAUGGAUGCCCUGUCCGUGGUGAGCCAGCUGCGGGACCUGGCCUCUGAGCCGCAGAACCGAGAGGUGAUAGUCCAGGAUCAGGGCUGCCUCCCCGGGCUGGUCCUCUUCCUGGACCACCAGAACCCAGACGUGCUACUUGCAACUGUUCAGACCCUGCGCUACCUGGCUGAGUUGUCCCCAAACAUCCCCACCAUGAAGAAUGAACUGGGUAUGAUGGUGAGCUUGGAGAAUCUAAUUGGGAGGGAGGGCCUCUCUGUUGACAUCACUGCCUUGGCCCAGGAGUUGUUUAACAUUCUGACUGCACCUGUGCCACGCAUACCCGAGAGGGAGAUGAGGAAGAAAUCCCAGUUCUUUAUCAACUCCGCCCAGAAGAAGGCCAAGUCUAUCACUCUUCACAUCCAGGGGCUGGAUAGUACUGACCAGCGGGGUUUGUGUGAGGAGGCUCUUCUGAAGGUCAGAGGAGUGAUCAGCUUCACCUUCCAGAUGGCUUCCAAGAGAUGCACAGUCCGCAUCCGUUCUGACCUUCCCACUGAGAGUCUGGCAACCGCCAUUGCUUCCACUAAGGUGUUGUCAGCUCAGCAGGUGGUGAAGAACGAGGCAGGAGAAGAGGUUUAUAUCCCUCUGAAGCAAUCUGGAGUGGAGGUGCAGCAAAACUCAGCUCUACCAGACUACCUCCCAGAGGAAGAGGAGAGCCCAGAGAGGGAGGUCGACCGAGCAAUUUCCCGCACCAAAGCCAAAGAAGAUUCCAGUGGAAGCUGGCUCGGCUCUGCGGCCAGUUUCCUCACCAAAACAUUCUACUGGUGAAACUGGCGCAGUUUGAUUCCCUGUGAUCCAGUGACUCAAAAAUGUGCUAAAAGACUGCAACUGCUCUGUAUGUUACAGAAGUAAACAUCACUGGAUGUAAGCACACCACAGGCCAACAUCCUGGCUUUGUGUGCAUGGUCAACUUCAAUCCUUGUGGAAAACUACAAGUUAUCAACAUGUGCAAAAGGGUUGAAUGGAGUCACUUGAAAAAUAUCUUUUGUCUCUGGACUUGGAUAAUGUGUUUUUUUCUAUCCAUCUGAUUUUCAUUACAUGUACAUAUUUUCUUAAAAUCUGUCAAACUGUACAUUUUUCUUUUUCCACACGUUUAAAAAAAAAAAUGGUGUUCUGUAUAUCCUGCUGUUUGUUGGUAGU
Messenger RNA from Anoplopoma fimbria (sablefish), 1299 nucleotides. RefSeq names its product armadillo repeat containing 1, like (gene armc1l). The record is from RefSeq and is a predicted model, not a curated record. The transcript has 7 exons. NCBI's taxonomy places the organism in Eukaryota, Metazoa, Chordata, Actinopteri, Perciformes, Anoplopomatidae. Bases 121 to 927 code for a protein of 268 amino acids. Gene Ontology annotation, molecular function: metal ion binding; protein binding.